This is a messenger RNA of Parasteatoda tepidariorum (common house spider), 2721 nucleotides long. RefSeq names its product potassium/sodium hyperpolarization-activated cyclic nucleotide-gated channel 2-like. Gene Ontology annotation, cellular component: HCN channel complex; membrane. NCBI's taxonomy places the organism in Eukaryota, Metazoa, Arthropoda, Arachnida, Araneae, Theridiidae. Gene Ontology annotation, biological process: sodium ion transmembrane transport; potassium ion transmembrane transport; regulation of membrane depolarization. The record is from RefSeq and is a predicted model, not a curated record. Gene Ontology annotation, molecular function: voltage-gated potassium channel activity.
UUUUGACCUAAAAUAAUACAAAAUAACUAUAAAAAAGUAGGAAAAAUAUGCUGAAUGAAAAUUCUGCGUCGGAAAGCUAAAUUCGUGUUCAACGGCCCAAAUCGAAUUGGAUGUUAACUUUAUAUAGCAGUUAAUUAGGUGCUUUUUCCGGUGCAUUUUUGAGGUGCUUUUUUUCUUUCUCUGGGAUUCGCUGAAGAGUUAAUAAAUUCUUACCAUUGCAUUCUUCCCAGGGGGUCAUCCUGCCUCCCAAGAAAACUAUGACUCUUGCAUGUCCCGACAUUCCUGCGGUUUUCCAGAUCCUCUUUAAAUACCUCCACCUAGUGUUGAUCGUUUGUUAUUUUAUUGCAGGGGCUUGAGUGUCAUGGAGCAGGGGGGUAAACGCCCCUUCCUCCGACUGGCUAACGGACGCGUGAACAGCAGUGGAACGGAGGAGUCCGGAGCAGAAGUGAUGGUACCGCCCUUGUGCCGCCACGAUUCCAUCAAGAUCUCCAUCGACAACACCAACACUUGCACUGACUCGGUGGUGACGGCACUUGGUGACCCCGUUAACGAUUACAUCACUCCCGACAUCACCUUCAAGAAGGAGGAGACGGAAGGAGACUCGUUGUAUGGGACGCCGAAGGAGGAGCUGGGUCCGGUGAUAGGCGAGGCGAAGGCUGCCUCCUUCAUGCGAAGUCAACUGGAGGCUCUCUUUCAACCUUCCGACAACAAACUCGCGAUGAAACUGUUCGGCAGUAAAAAAGCCCUCAUGAAGGAGAGGAUACGUCAGAAGGCUGCAGGACACUGGGUUAUACAUCCAUGCAGCAAGUUCAGGUUAUACUGGGACUUGUGCAUGUUGUUCUUCCUGGUGGCCAACCUGAUAGUUCUUCCUGUGGCCAUUUCCUUUUUCAACGAUGACCUCUCCACACGGUGGAUAGCCUUCAACUGCCUCUCGGAUACCGUCUUCCUCCUCGACAUCCUCGUCAACUUCAGAACGGGUAUCAUGAAUCAGGAUAAUUCAGAACAGGUGAUCCUAGAUCCAGGAUUAAUUGCCAGGCAUUAUUUGCGAACGUGGUUUUUCCUGGAUUUGUUAAGUUCCAUCCCUUUGGACUAUAUAUUUCUAAUCUUUAAUCAGGAUUAUCAGGAGAAUUAUCAGAUACUACACGCAGGCAGAGCUCUGCGAAUUUUGCGGUUGGCUAAGAUGCUCUCCCUUCUCCGGUUGCUCAGGUUGUCCAGGUUGGUCCGCUACGUCAGUCAGUGGGAAGAAGUUUACUUCCUGAAUAUGGCCAGUGUAUUCAUGAAGAUAUUCAACCUGAUAUGUAUGAUGCUUCUGAUAGGACACUGGAGUGGUUGCCUUCAAUUCCUUGUACCCAUGUUGCAAGGAUUCCCACCCAAUUCUUGGGUUGCCAUCAACGAACUACAGCAUGCCUUCUGGUUGGAGCAGUACUCUUGGGCUUUAUUUAAGGCUAUGUCUCAUAUGCUAUGCAUUGGCUAUGGGAGAUUUCCACCCCAAAGCCUCACAGACAUGUGGCUAACGUUGCUCAGCAUGAUCAGUGGCGCCACCUGUUACGCUCUCUUUCUGGGACACACCACCAACCUCAUACAGUCUCUAGACUCCUCCAGGAGACAGUACAGGGAGAAGCUGAAACAAGUGGAAGAGUACAUGGCUUAUAGGAAAUUGCCGAGACAAUUAAGGCACCGAAUAACUACCUACUUUGAACACAGAUAUCAGGGAAAAUUUUUCAACGAAGAAGAAAUUCUUGGGGAGCUCUCCGAAAGGUUGAGGGAGGAUGUCAUCAACUACAACUGCCGAUCUCUGGUUGCCUCAGUACCUUUCUUCGCGAAUGCGGAUCAGAAUUUUGUGAACGAUGUGGUAACAAAGUUGAGGUACGAAGUGUUCCAGCCAGGAGACGUCAUCAUCAAAGAGGGAACCCUGGGCACCAAGAUGUACUUCAUCCAGGAGGGCAUCGUCGACAUUGUGAUGAGCAACGGUGAAAUAGCUACAAGCCUUUCAGAUGGUUCAUAUUUUGGAGAAAUCUGCCUGCUGACGAACGCAAAGAGAGUGGCUAGUGUCCGAGCGGAGACAUACUGCAACUUGUUCUCUUUGUCUGUCGAGCACUUCAAUGCCGUCCUCAAUGUCUACCCGCUGAUGCGCCGCACCAUGGAGUCCAUUGCUGCCGAGCGUCUCAACAAAAUCGGCAAAAAUCCAAGUAUGGUAUCCAAUCGCGAGGACUUGCAGCACGACUUAAAAGCGGUCAACGCCCUUCUGUUGUCCACUCACGAGCGGGACACAACGGACAGUAGUGACGACAGCGACGAUUUGCCACCUGCCUUCCGUAACAAGAAGCUCAAGAAGCACUCCAUUGCUAUGGCAGUUUCUAAAACGUUGAAGAACGCGUUGCCCAGACCCAAGUCUGAAAGCUGCUUUAAUAACAUGGAUCAGGUGUUCCGCCCGGAACCUAGCUAUCUGCAAAGAUCUGAAACCUUCUACCAAUCCACGAGUCUGGCGCCACCGCCUGAAAGCAGCUGCCAACUGCGACCGUGAACUCUAACCACCGUGCCUCCUAAGCCGUCUCUGAGACUGUUCCAUGGGAUGGUCCAUCGUGAUGUCAGUGUGAGAGUGCCUCACUCGGUUCGCGCCAUUUCGUUUGAUGAGCGCUUUGCAUUUGAGUGAAAACGAUAAAGAAACAAGUUCUAGAAGUGUGUUUUCUUCCGCUUUAUUAAAAGUUCUAAAAAAUACUU